Molecule: messenger RNA, 906 nt
Organism: Geodia barretti
Lineage: Eukaryota; Metazoa; Porifera; Demospongiae; Tetractinellida; Geodiidae
Source: the annotation of a GenBank genome assembly
AUGUCCCAAACAGAUGUCGAAUCAGCCGUCAAGAUAUCACUUCUGCCCAAACGUAUCGGUGUCGAUGCCAUUAUUGUCUACAAGGACAUUCUCACACCCCUCGCACCCAUGGGCGCGCAUUUCCGAUUCGAUCCAGGACCCAUUUUAAACCCACCCAUCCGCACGCAAGCACAAGUAGACGCGCUUCGACCCGUCGAUGAACCCCCUACGCAAUUAGCAUUCACAGGAAAUGUCAUUCGCAAACUACGCGAAACCUUGAACGAGGAACUACCCCUUAUCGGUUUCGCUGGGGCACCUUUGACGCUUGCCUUUUUCCUCAUCGCCGGGGAAAGUCCGAUCAAACGUGGUGAAGGAAUAUCUGAGAAAGCGGCUCCAGUCUUCCGAAUGAUGGAAGAAGCACCAGAACUCUUACAUCGUCUCCUAAACAAGUUGACCGAAAUGACUGUUAACUACUUGAACUAUCAAAUCAGCGAGGGUGUUCAAAUCGUGCAACUUUUUGAGUCCAUCGCCGAUGUCCUGCCGAGGCAGAUAUAUGAAGAGUUCGCUUUUCCGUAUCAUCAGAAAAUCUUUGCCGAACUCAAUCCAGAGGUGCCGGGAAUCCUGUUCGCAAAAGAAUGCAAUUAUGUAGAUUUAAUGCAUCGGAGUGGGGCAAAUGUCCUAAGCGUUGGAAAAUGCGUGGAUCUUAGCAAAGCCAAAGCAGACACAAACGGUGCCAUCGCUUUUCAAGGGAACGUCGAUAAUGACCUCCUUCGUGAUGGAACACUUGCCGACAUCACGGCAGCCGUUGAGACCUGUCUAAAACAGGGCGGAAAAACUGGACAUAUUUUGAACCUGAGCCACGGUCUGCACAGAGAUACGCCGUUUGAAAAUGUUAAGCAUUUCGUACACAUCGCAAAAACACUGUAG